Ostrinia furnacalis (Asian corn borer) is the source of this 820-nucleotide messenger RNA. RefSeq names its product THAP domain-containing protein 1 B-like. Bases 32 to 622 code for a protein of 196 amino acids. Lineage: Eukaryota; Metazoa; Arthropoda; Insecta; Lepidoptera; Crambidae. The record is from RefSeq and is a predicted model, not a curated record. The transcript is spliced from 3 exons. Gene Ontology annotation, molecular function: sequence-specific DNA binding.
AGAGUAUGUAACCGCAACAUACUGAGAAAAAAUGGUUACCUGCUGCGUAAUUAAUUGUAAAAAGAGGUCUUCAACUUCAAAUCUACAAAAGGACAACAUUACUUUCCAUCGAUUUCCAAAAGAUCCAACUAUUCGAAAUAUCUGGAUGUGGGCUUGUCAAAAACAUGCCUCAUGGACUCCUACUCGUUGCAGCACAAUUUGCUCAAUGCAUUUUGAUACUAGCUGUUUCAUUUUUAAAACUAAUAACAAGAGGAAAUUGAAACCGAGUUCCGUGCCAACUUUGAAUUUAUCAAAGGUUGACCCAGGCGAAGAGUCUGAAUCCGAAACGUCUAUAAACAAAAUAAUAAACUUUGAAACAUCUGAAUAUUCCGAUCUACUUCAAACUCACGAAAAUGUGGAGCAUCUCAAACUCCAAACGUCGCAAUCGAAUACUUUUAACCCACCUAAUUUAGCUAUUAAAGUACAAUUAUUAGAGGAAUCACCAGGAAAAAUCAAUAAAUUAAAGAAGUGUCUACUGAUGAAGAAUAAAAGAAUAAAAAGUUUACAAUCACAAGUAAAAUACUUGAAGAAUAAAGUUGCAGAAAUGCAAGAAAUUCUAGACGAACUGACAAAAAUUGUCUGAUUAACAAAUAAGAACGACUAGUUUUAGAUAAAAGUUCCCGUCAUAAGUAUUACUAGAAAGUAAACAGUCGUGAACUAACAGCCUCUAAUAAAUAUUUUGUAUUUUUCACUAUUAUUAAACCCUUAAAUUUAUAUGUUUAUUCAAAUAAACUUACUUUUAAGUAAAUUUGCUUUUCUAGUGUAUAAUUUUUUAAGUAUA